Messenger RNA from Pichia kudriavzevii, 1635 nucleotides. RefSeq lists its product as uncharacterized. The coding region runs from base 1 to 1635 and encodes 544 amino acids. Gene Ontology annotation, molecular function: choline kinase activity; ethanolamine kinase activity. Gene Ontology annotation, cellular component: cytoplasm. Gene Ontology annotation, biological process: phosphatidylethanolamine biosynthetic process; phosphatidylcholine biosynthetic process. The transcript has a single exon. The record is from RefSeq and is a predicted model, not a curated record. Lineage: Eukaryota; Fungi; Ascomycota; Pichiomycetes; Pichiales; Pichiaceae.
AUGUCUUCCAUUCCUCCCAGAAUAGCGACACCUGAUUGCACUUUGACUGAUAACGAGUCAAAUUCGUCAUACUGUUUACUAACCGACGGCGAUUUGCAUUUUCUACCUUACGAGUUGGGAAAUGCGAAUUCAAAGAACCACAGCAAUGCAAGUACCAAUGGAAGAUCGUCACCAAGGCCAGUUCCUAACAUAGGGAAUCUAGGACACGAUUAUCCCAUUUACAGUUCUUUUUUAAAUAACAAGACCGUAUCUUCGUUUGAUUCACCAAAUCCCUCGUCCACCCAUCUUUCCAGCAUGGCCACUAACAGUAAUGUUACAGAUCAUAUUAGUAUCCAAAAUGCAGAUAACAAUAAACACUUUGAUACCAUUCACAAACUCUUGGAUAAUUAUAAAUCACAUGCAAUUUAUUUACCCAAUGAUUUUAUACCACUCGUUGAUAAUGCAGCUCAAAACGAUAAAAUAAAGUCAUUGCUGCUGAACAUCUUCACACACUGGACAGCAACCGAUAAAGUAUCUAUCAAGAAAUUAACUGGCGGUAUCACGAAUAUGCUGCUUAAGUGUUGCUAUAGUAACCCAAACACAGAUAUGGCUGAAACCGUACUAGUCAGAACUUACGGAAACGGUACAGAUUUGAUAAUCGAUAGGGAUCGUGAAUUUGUUUCCCACUUAGUUUUAAACUCACUUAAUCUUGCACCUCCGAUCCAUGCAAGAUUUGGAAAUGGCUUGGUUUAUGGCUUCAUUGAAGGAAGCUCACUAGAAUAUGACCAGCUAUCCAACAACACAAUAUAUCCUUUAAUUGCAUCUAAGUUGGCCUGUCUACAUAAAAUUACUGAUGUUAAUAAAAUUGACGAAUCUUUGAAUAAAUUAAGACAUAAAUUCAACUGUGAAGCGGGAGAAGCCUCACAAGAUGAUAUUUGGUCUGUCCUUUUAGACUGGAUAGAGAAGCUACCAAUGAUCAAACCGAUGCUUGAUUUAUGUUUGCGAAAUAUGGAUAUUGCAACGGAACAGUCAGCUAUGGAAUUAAAAGCUAUCCUUUACAAUGAAGUGAGAUGGUUGCAAAAUGAAAUCGGCUCAACUUCUAUUAAUGUCAUUUCACAUAACGACCUUUUAUCGGGAAACAUCAUAAUACCUGAAAUAGCAGCAUCAGCACGAGAAUACGAGAAGUAUGAAAAAAACCCUGUAUCUUUUAUAGAUUAUGAAUACAUGAUGCCUGCUCCCCGUGCUUUUGAUAUUGCCAAUCACUUUAUGGAAUGGCAAGGUUUCGAUUGUGACAAAUCAAGGAUCCCACAAUUCACAUAUAAUAAAGCCAGUAGAAGCUAUGAAAAUCCAAUUGUUUGGAAUUGGUGUGAAAAUUACUUGAAUUCCUUCCACUCUAGCGACCCAACACUCAAUCCAUAUUCGAAACAUUUUACUUCGGGUAAUGUAAAGGAAGUAUCGAUUCAACAUCUGGUUAAUGAGGUUGCAUACCAUUAUGGUAUGCCCGGAUUAUAUUGGGGAAUAUGGGCAUGUAUUCAAAGUGAAAUCUCUUAUAUAGAUUUCGAUUAUGCCUCAUACUCAUGUGAGAGGUUAAUCGAAUAUUGGAAUUGGAAACGUGCAUACCUACUAAAUAAGGCACAGAACUCAGCCACUAUAUAG